GAUGUUGAUCGAAUCUACAAUUCUACUUUGGAUUCAAACACGCGUGGCAAAAAUAAAACUACUCCAAGGAAAUGCAAAGGGUUUAAAACCUGUAUAAGGAGUCCAUACACAUCUCAAUGUUCGACCGAUAUAAAAGACUGCGAGAACAAACGGAUACCGAAAUUGCACGAAGCCAGAACAAAACUAAAGAAAUCACUGUGCAAAUUUCGAGUUGUAAUAGCAGCAGCGGUUAGUCAGCAUCAAUUUUUGUUUACAUUUUAAGAAUAUCAUAAUUUGUGAAAGAAAAUUUUGUCUCGUUUGUGAGUAAGAAGGUCGUUUUUUGAUUUUCCGUAUAUUUUUUUCUAAUAGUUAUAAAAAAACCGGGAGAAAAUGUAGGAAAUACGGCUAAGUGUAUGGAGCAAAAUGUCUCCGUAGUUUCUGUAGCAGUCGGAUGGCUAUUUCUAUUAUACUAGGCCUUUGGACUGGAUCGUUAUAAAGGGCUGAUAUAAAGGUCUCUAGGUUAUAUUUUACUGGUCUAAGAGACUUAAGACUUGCGUUCGUCAUUUAAUACAAUUAAACACAAUUUAGCAACAGAAAUUAUUCCAAGUACAAAUAAUAAAUAUUAGAAUAAUAAUAUAAAUACACUUGACCUCUAGGGUGCUGGUGGUUAUGGCAAUACCAAGUAAAGCAGGGUAUACGAUUGGUGUGUGGCGUUUGAAAUAAAUAGUUAAAUUAUAAUCACAAUAUUAGAGUUACAUUUUUAUUUCGACGAUAUUAUCAAGACCAGCAGGUGGUUGCUGGGACUCGAUUUGUGAUUCCGACUCGAUUAACAAUCCCGGCACUAUAAUGGUUCCGACUCGACUAAUUUAUUAUACAUAAAUAGGUAGAUACGCUCGUAUUCCACGCUUCAGUGUUUUGCCUAACUACAGUACGAGAGGCGCAGCAACGAGUCAGUGAAACUAUACCGUUAUGCAACGGCAUUUGGGUUUUUGUUGUUAUUUGGUUGAUGAUUAUUGCAAAGAGGCCUGUAGUUUUUACAAAAUACUUAUAUUGACCUUUUGUAGAUGUGGUCAAAUGUUCAAUACAUUUUAGCUAUUUUCAGGUCAUUUAAACUUAUGCUAUUUAUUAUUAUUCUAAUAAUUAUAAUUAUAAUUAGUUUAAUAUAUUAUAUUACUUUUGUUAUUAAAUUGCUGGCAGAAAAGUUGUACACAGAAAAAAAAGGACAUAAUAUUUUUUUAUUAAUACCUACAUUUCGUAAAUUUUCCGUUUUUCCGUUUUCCAUUUUAUCCCGGUUUUUCCCAGAUAUUAUGAAAACUGCUUGGAAAAUCAAUAAACGACUUCUCUAAAUUAUCAUGGAGAUAAAAUUUCCUUUCAGAAAAUAAGCUACACGUGAUACAUCGGAGUAAGAUUUCUGGUGGAGAAGUUUGCACAACAAAUCGAGUGGCAUUUUGCGAUUAAAAUAGUCCGAGGGAACGAUGGCUUGAAUCUCUAGGUAGAUUCAAAAUGCAUUUGUUUUUCCUUGUUUAAGUAAAAGGAAAAAAAAAUACAAAUUAUUUUUUUUCGUCACGGUGGUUUGAACUCAGAACUUCUAGGAUGACAUAAAUAAUUAUUAGAUCACAAUAAAUAUGCUUUAAGAGGACAAUAUAGAGUUAUUUAACAUAAAUAUAAUAUCAAUAUAAUAUUAGAACUUCAAAAAGCUAUAAUUUCAAAACUUAGUCAGUCCACUUAAUUUUGAUUUCACCAACGUUCUUAAUUAGGCAAUAUAAAUAUGUUCAAAAGUAAAAAAAUUAAAAAAAUAGAUUCGUUCCGCAUAAUUUGUUCGUCAAAAUUUGAUAUUGAAAUUUCAUCAUAAAAAAAAAUACUACAUUAAACUCAAUUUUUUUUUAUACCACAUAUUACUAUUUUUAAUGAACCUUCUGUUAAAUUGUCAAGCAUUUUUGUUUAGUCACAGAGUAUUUACCGAUUAAAAAUUACAUAAAAAACUAGUAAAAUUAAAAUGUCUAUAAAUAACUCAAAAAUGGCUAAACAAAUUUGAAAAUUUUACCACUCCUAGAAAAGAAAAAUUUAAAUUUUGUAUCUAAAUGCCAAGUCCUUUAAGUCCAUACGAAUAUUUUAAACUAAAUUACAACAUAUAAUAAAAAACAUUAUUUUCGUAAAUUUCCCGUUUUUCCUACGGUUUUUUCACAGCUAUUUUGAAAACCAUUUGGAAAAUCAAAAAAUGACUUCCUUAAAGUUUCAUCUAGAUAAUAUUACCUUUCAGAAAUGGUGCCACACGUACAUAUCGGAUCAAGACUUCUGGUAAACAUUUUUGUUACUGCAGUAUAAAAAAAAUAGGAUAGUUGGGACAGGUGCACCGGUACAGCCACUGUUGAAAUUAGGAAGUUGGGAAGUUAGAAUAUAGAAGGGAAUUUCAUAUAUAUUUGUAAGCAAUGAUACACAAUUGCUAUCGAAAAACGAUUCUGAGCAGACUUCAAUUGAUAGUGAUGCUUUGUCAACAAUAUGUAUGUCAUAUUAUGAUAAAUAAUUAAAUAAGUAUUAUAUAUUUUCUUUAAUAAUAUUUGUUUAAUAUUAGUCCAAUUUUUCCGUUUUCCUACUUUUUCCCGGUUUUCCUAUGUUUUUUCCCCAUUUUUCAGAUUUGCUAAGAAAACUCUUGGUAAAAUCGUAAAAUUACUUACCUUCCCAGUCAGAUUUCCUUUCAGAAAAAGUGCUACCAUUGUAAAUCGGGAGAAAAUUGCUGGUAGAAAAGUUGUUCACAGGAAAAAAGAAGGCUGUAAUAUUUCUUAACUAAUACAUUUUGUACAUUUUCCCGUUUUCCCUCAGUUUUUUUUCGAUUUUUCACAUUUAGUGAGAAAACUGUUGGGAAAAUUAAAAAAUUAGUUCUCUAAAGUACCAUUCCAAGAAAAUUUCCUUUCAGGAAAAGGUCUACAUCAUAUGCAUCGGAGCAAUAUUUCUAGUAGAAUUUUUGUACGCAGUAUAAAAAAAAAAAAUUUAAUUUAAAAAAUAAACAUCUUUGUAAAACCAAUACAUCCUUCGCUACACAUAAAAUCUAAAAAUUAUACAAUACAAGUAUAAGUGUAUAUAAUACCCAACAAAAACACUUCGUCAACUACGUGUAAAAACAUCCCUAAGAAAAAAAAAAUAUUCAAGUUACAAAAUUAUGAUAUCAAAAAUUGGCUAAGUAAUUUAUUAAAUUCAUAAGAAGAUUCAAUAAGAAAUUGGUUAUACUUAUUUGUAUUUGAUGAAGUGCAAUAAUUUAAUACAAAUAAUUUAACUUAGCUUGACAGCUACUAAUAUUUAUGACUACAAAUAUAGAUACAACGCUUACAUGAAUAUUUACAGCCCCGUUUUAUAAUUUAUUAAUAUUACCAUAACAUUAUUUAAGUAUAUACUAUGAGUAGCCAAGUUAAAUUAUUUGUAUUAAAUUAUCGUAUUUCAGAAAAUACAAACAAUCAUAAAAAAUUUCUGUAGCAAUGAAGUUAAGAAAUUACUUCACUCCUUUUUGAUUUCACAACUUUUCAAACUUGAGUUUUUUUUCUUAACUAUAUUUUUACACUUGAUUGACUGAUUGCUUUUGAUGGGGUAUCGCUCAUUUUUUUUUAUAAAAAUGUUGGAAAUAAUUACUCUAUGUUUUUUUAUCGAGUGAAAAAUUAUGGGCUUAAAUUUUUUUUUUUACUUAGCUCUGAGCCGGGACCGCGGCGCUGGAUAUCUAUAUACAUAUGCAUACUAAUUGUUAAUAAUACCACUUAUAUUUAUCUGGUACUUUGUACUAGAUAAAUAUAACAAAAAUAAAUAUAUAGAUUCAAAUUUUUAUGUUAGAACCAUUCCAGUUAAGCUCUUGAGCGAAUUCAAAAAUCAAAAAAAUUGAUCAAGGGCUAAACCAGAAUUAAUUUUAAAUUAAACCAUUAAAAAGUCUCUUUCCAAAAAAAAAGAUUGAAAUUUACCGGUCAGAAUAAUGAUUAUUUUUCAUGUAGAAUUGUUUUUAAGUACUCAUCAGAUUUUUUUAAUGAAAUAUUAUUAUAAAAUAAACGCUUUUUACCGUGUAAUUGGUUAUGCAACUAGGAUUAAUUUUCAGUAGAGGUUAUGAAUUUCCGGAAAGGUUAUUAGUAUAGUAAAUGAAAGGAAAUGUAUAUUUCAGAUUUUAGGGGAACCUCCCCUGGUUUUGGCAUUGCGUAUGGGUAUAUUUGAAAAUAAAUACAUUUUUUUUGCCAUUUUACCUGUAGUUGAGAAACUUGCUGAUUGACACUCAUAAACCGUGUUCAAAGAACAUACAAGCAAUUAAUUGUUGCGCAGAUAUGCUGCAAAUUGUAGACUGUUCCAUGUUAAAAACAGCAAAUCCCUGCGUGACCAUCGACGAAUUGGUCGAAAUGAAUAAACACCGUUUGCUCCUCCAGAAGAAUUUCGACGAGAGGAUUCGCGUACAUUGUAAACCGGAAAAGAGUGAAAAUUGCAUUUUGAAAUAUCUUGCUUGCUUUUGUUGCUUUGGAAAUUCCAAUUUCCAAAGAAGAUGA
Messenger RNA from Cinara cedri, 4487 nucleotides. The record is from the annotation of a GenBank genome assembly. Lineage: Eukaryota; Metazoa; Arthropoda; Insecta; Hemiptera; Aphididae.